CCAACUAAUCUGAUUUAUUUUAAUACCUUAGCAUGAUUGUGACGGUAUUUAGCUAACAUUUGCAUUGAUUUCUCGGUUUUAUUGUAUCAAAUUUAUACUUAUGCCCUAAUUCAUGCUUAAAACUUACAAAAUAGAAGAGCUUCAAAUGGAAUCUCUUUGGUUUCCAUCCUUUAACCUACUAGGUCUUUCAAACAUGCUACUAAAAUUCCUUCUAUCCUUGGUGGUGGUGCUGGUACUCCUGAUGCCAGGUAGCCGCGAUCCACAGCGCUUCAUAAAAGUAGCAACAAAUGAAACGUUUCACUCAAGGGAGGAUAUGCUAAGGUAUGUGGCAUAUGAACGUGAAGCAAAUCAACCUGCCCCGGCCCCUCGACCAAUACAGCCUUUAGUUUUCUGUAAUCGAUGCAGAAAUAUUGGACAUGAGGCACAUCAAUGUGGAUACUCAGAAGCAUAUGUUAUGGCAAUCAAUGCCCUGUAUCCACGACCUGCUCCUGCACCUGAACCUGAACGGCGUUGACCACCCCAUGGCAUUGCUCAAGCCUGGAUAGAGCCAAGUUUAAACAUGAGCUGGCUGAAAUAUGACUUAAAUAGAUAAUAGGAUUGGCUUGAGUUUGUGAAAUUGUAUUGAAGGAAAGCCCCAAGCUCAAGUUUGCCAUUUUUUGUUGUUCUUCUUAAGUAACUUUCCAUUGUUCUGCAAUUCCUCAUCUUUACCUUCAUUUGACUCAUCUAUUUCUCUAGGGAUCUAUCUACAGUCACCUUCUGCUGCUGCUGCUGCUGCUUUCACCCAUUCUUUAUUUGUGUUUGUUAUAAACUGUGAAGUUUGCGAAAGAUUUGGGUUAUGCACAGUAUUUAUGAGAUAACCAUCAGAAAGAUUUACUGUA
Mangifera indica (mango) is the source of this 878-nucleotide messenger RNA. RefSeq lists its product as uncharacterized. Bases 113 to 514 code for a protein of 133 amino acids. The transcript has 4 exons. Lineage: Eukaryota; Viridiplantae; Streptophyta; Magnoliopsida; Sapindales; Anacardiaceae. The record is from RefSeq and is a predicted model, not a curated record.